Molecule: messenger RNA, 1296 nt
Organism: Fusarium oxysporum Fo47
Lineage: Eukaryota; Fungi; Ascomycota; Sordariomycetes; Hypocreales; Nectriaceae
Product: FtsB family cell division protein
Exons: 2
Coding region: 85-1071 (328 amino acids)
Source: RefSeq, a predicted model, not a curated record
AGCGAGGCUCAGUAUCUCCCUCGUGGUUGCGUUGCUGUACGUGCUGUGCAGGUAAGUUCUCAUUUCGUCUACUAAUCUUGCGCUAUGGCAUGCGUCGCCAUCAACGAAACAACAGCUGUCGUCGAGUGGCAGUGGGAGGGUGCCACGCGUAACUUAGCGACCGCCGAUCCCGAUCACGACGCGAUACGAUUCACCUUGCGACUCGACCCCGAGAGUCAAUACGGUGCGCACUUCGAAAUCAGCAUCCCCUUCAGAUUCAAGGAUAAGCCAGCUGGGGCGGGCGUAUGCCUCCGGAUAAACCCCUUCUUCAUCAAGUCCUUCGCCUAUUCCGAUGUGCCGACCCCGCCCGAUGCCGUAAAACAGAUCUUCGACGCGACCACAUACCUUGACUUCACACUGGAUAACAGAAUUACCAUUCUUAUUCCUAGCGAUGUUGAGGAGCCGGUUGUAGCAGCGCGUGCGCGAUCAGGCAAGGUCCUCGACUUAAUACACGAGCUUUCUUGCAUUACGUCCCUGCGCAUCUACAUCCAACAGUCUCUACUGUCGCCCGAUGAGCUCAAGUCCAUCAGCGAGGCUGUAGAACAACGUCAAAUCAAACCAUCCUCCGACCCAGACUAUGACAUCUCACGAAUGUUCAGCGGCAGCGGCGCAAAAGUCACAACCAUUCCUCCCCCCAAACCCCCUUCUUACAAGAAAGCGACGAAAACCCAACCUCCCCCGAACGCUCCGUCUAAUCGCAAACGGCCCCGACAAGACAGCCAUCCCGAAUUCUUCAGCCAGUUCUGGGAUAAGCUCCAGAAGCUGGAAGCCAAGGUUGACGACCUGCAAACCGACAACGCCAGGCUAAGAGCCGAUAACGCUCAACUGAAAGACAAGGUCGCGCGCCUGGAGAAGAAGUAUGAUGGGUUGGAGCAGGGAGAUACGGAAGAGGCUGUGAUAAUAGAAAUACGAGAUGAUAUCAGCUCGCUGGAUCAUAGAGUGAAGUGCAUUGAGGACGCGAGAGAUGACGACUUUGAAGACAUAAAGGAAGGCGUUUUUGAUGAGUUGGCGAAGCGACUAAUCGGUGGAUGAAUGAUGAUCGAUUUAUGAGAUAUGAGCAAUGACACUGUCAGACCUGAUGAAUGCGAUGACGAGACGAACCGUACAUAUUCUACGAAUGUCCACUCCGAGAAACUGCAUUUGCCGUCAGAACCGAAGGACAAUCAGCCCUCGAGGUUGCUGGUUGGAGUUCGAGACAUGCAGCGGAGUAACUUGAUCACGUCUCAGCAGGCUGUCGCACCCGGAGUCAUGGUCCGA